This is a messenger RNA of Corvus hawaiiensis (hawaiian crow), 948 nucleotides long. Its product is annotated as feather keratin 1-like. Gene Ontology annotation, cellular component: intermediate filament. Gene Ontology annotation, molecular function: structural constituent of cytoskeleton. NCBI's taxonomy places the organism in Eukaryota, Metazoa, Chordata, Aves, Passeriformes, Corvidae. The record is from RefSeq and is a predicted model, not a curated record. The transcript has 2 exons. Bases 288 to 608 code for a protein of 106 amino acids.
AGCAAUUAAUUGGGAGCACAGGAAUGAAGAUGAAAGCUUCGGAAUGGGAAUGUAAUAAGGGGAGCAGGAAAAGGGAGCAAUCCCAAGGGGAGAUUUCGAAACAAACAACAACAGGAGCCGAUCAGUUUGGGGGGGAUUUUUGCAUGCAAAAGGAUGGAUCAUUAAGGAAUUCCAUGCAUAGGAGAUGGCUCGGGAUCACGGUAUAAAAGCCUAUAGGACAGAAGCCUUUUCCAUCCACUUCUCCUGCCUCGUUCACCCCGGGAACAGACCGCCUUCCAUCCCAAGAAAUGUCCUCCUACGAUUUGUGUUGUCCCACCUCCUGCGGCCCCACCCCGCUGGCCAACAGCUGCAACGAGCCCUGCGUCCGGCAGUGCCAGGACUCCACCUACGUGAUCCAACCCCCGCCCGUGGUGGUCACCCUGCCCGGGCCCAUCCUCAGCUCCUUCCCCCAGAACACCGCCGUGGGAUCCUCGGCGUCCGCGGCCAUCGGGAGCACCCUCAACUCCGAGGGCGUCCCCAUCAACUCGGGGAGUUCCUCGGGAUUUGGGGGCUUUGGGUACAGCCGGCCCUCCCGCCGCUACAGCUCGCGCUUGGGGGAGCCGUGCUAAGGGAAAAGCGGGAUAAAGCAGCCCGGAAUGCUGGAGCAUGACCCGAUGCAGGACUGAGCUUCUGCUCCAGAUGUGAUGGGAGACGGCCACAGCUCCGCCUGAGCUGUGGGAGCUCCUCAAUCCAGGCCUUUGCUUGUCUUAUUCUUUGAUAUUUCAUAUUUCUGAUGAAGUAUUUUUAUUUCCUGUCGCUUUGUUGUCUCAGUCCACGGCAGCUCCGAGAGAAGAAUCCCAGGAUGAAAAGCCGUAAGAGUUCUUGUUGAAUCCUAGAAAUAUUUACUUACACUUUGUACUUUUUUAUUCUGCUGUUUUGCUCUCAUUAAAGUCCCAAAGUUGCAUCACA